Messenger RNA from Tarenaya hassleriana, 2140 nucleotides. Its product is annotated as anthranilate synthase alpha subunit 2, chloroplastic. Gene Ontology annotation, molecular function: anthranilate synthase activity. The coding region runs from base 64 to 1905 and encodes 613 amino acids. The record is from RefSeq and is a predicted model, not a curated record. Gene Ontology annotation, biological process: L-tryptophan biosynthetic process. NCBI's taxonomy places the organism in Eukaryota, Viridiplantae, Streptophyta, Magnoliopsida, Brassicales, Cleomaceae. The transcript has 11 exons.
CCUCGCAUAUAGUCGCAUUCUUUGGACUGUAACGAACGAGUUGAAUCUGUGAGAUCGCCGAAUAUGUCUUCCACUUCUCUCUUCUCUGUCAAGUCCAACUUCUCCGCCGUCGAAGCCCUAGCCCUAACGCCCCGCCCUUCCCCUGCCGCUUCUCCGCCGGCAACUUCUCUUCACUUCAAUGGCGGAGCCUCGAUCUCCCGAUCCGAGGUCCUCCGAGUCUGCAACGCUAGCUCGCGUCUCCAUCCGAUCAGAUGCUCUUCUUCAUCUGCUCCAUCUUUAGAUUCUUCAGUAGAUCAGUUGACAAAGUUCAAGGAAGCAGCGGGAAAGGGAAAUUUAGUUCCUCUGUACAGAUGCGUGUUCUCGGAUCAUUUGACUCCCGUACUUGCUUACCGAUGUUUGGUGAAAGAGGACGAGAGAGAUGCUCCAAGCUUCUUGUUCGAGUCGGUGGAGCCUGGUUUGGAAGCUUCCAAUAUCGGAAGGUAUAGUGUAGUUGGAGCUCAGCCUACAAUAGAAAUCGUGGCGAAGGGAAAUGUCGUUACGGUUAUGGAUCACGGAGCAGGGCAUAGGACGGAGGAGGUGGUAGAAGAUCCGAUGAUGGUUCCUCAAAAGAUAAUGGAGGCUUGGAAUCCACAGCGCACUGAUGAGUUGCCGGAAGCCUUCUGUGGUGGUUGGGUUGGAUAUUUCUCAUAUGAUACCGUGCGUUACGUUGAGAAGAAGAAGCUGCCUUUCUCGAAUGCUCCGGAGGAUGAUAGGAACCUUCCUGAUGUUCAUUUGGGCCUUUAUGAUGAUGUGAUCGUGUUUGACCACGUCGAGAAGAAAGCAUAUGUAAUCCAUUGGGUGCUGAUAGAUAAGAAUCGUUCCAUUGAAGAGAACUUCACUGAUGGAAUGAGUCGGUUGGAAUCCCUAUUGUCUAGAAUUCAAGACCAAAAGCUCCCAAGGAUGCCUAGUGGUCUUAUAAAGCUACAGACCCAACUAUUUGGUCCUAAAUUGAAGAAAUCAAGUAUGACAAAUGAGGCAUACAAGAAAGCAGUAUUAGAAGCCAAAGAACAUAUCCUGGCUGGAGACAUUUUCCAGAUAGUUCUUAGUCAGCGAUUUGAGAGGCGGACAUUUGCGGACCCAUUUGAGAUCUACAGAGCCUUGAGGAUUGUUAAUCCAAGUCCUUAUAUGGCUUAUUUGCAAGCGAGAGGAUGCAUAUUAGUCGCUUCAAGUCCAGAAAUCUUGUUACGUUCAAAAAAUAGGAAAAUCACCAAUAGACCUCUUGCUGGAACUGUCAGACGAGGAAAGACACCCAAGGAAGAUGUAAUGCUGGAGAAAGAGCUUUUGAGCGAUGAAAAACAGUGUGCAGAACAUAUUAUGCUUGUUGACUUGGGUAGAAAUGAUGUCGGCAAGGUAUCGAAGGCCGGCUCUGUGAAAGUUGAGAAGCUCAUGAACAUAGAACGGUAUUCACAUGUCAUGCACAUAAGCUCCACGGUGACAGGUGAACUGCUUGACGAUCUAACAAGUUGGGACGCUCUUAGAGCAGCACUUCCCGUCGGAACAGUCAGCGGAGCUCCUAAGGUGAAAGCCAUGGAGCUAAUAGACGAAGUGGAGGUGACAAGGCGUGGACCAUACAGCGGAGGCUUCGGAGGUAUAUCCUUCAGCGGAGACAUGGACAUUGCCCUUGCUUUAAGGACUAUGGUCUUCCCCACCAAUUCUCGCUUCGACAUCAUGUACUCUUACAAGCAUCCUCAGAAACGGCGCGAAUGGAUCGCUCAUAUUCAGGCCGGGGCCGGGGUCGUGGCCGACAGUGACCCCGAUGACGAGCAGAGGGAAUGCGAGAACAAGGCCGCGGGUCUGGCCCGAGCCAUUGACCUGGCCGAGUCUUCCUUUCUUGGAACCGACACUCCCCAGAUAAAUAACGCGUGAGUAAACUAGACGUAUUAUCGUCUUCUUUAGAUUCAAUCGUCCACGGAAGCUCUGAAACUUUCAGACAUGAGGACAAGGUUUGAGAUAUCUGUCUUGUUUCUAUAUUAUAGCUUGUUGAGAAGCAAUAUCUGCCAAAAUAAUUUAUUCGAAGGUAGAAAUGCAAUUUCAAUUUAAGAACAGCGAUACGGUAGACUUUUUAUGGGUGUUUUGAAUCGUUUUCUUUUUUUGUUUUCUA